Schistosoma haematobium is the source of this 4244-nucleotide messenger RNA. RefSeq lists its product as uncharacterized. The coding region runs from base 187 to 915 and encodes 242 amino acids. The record is from RefSeq and is a predicted model, not a curated record. NCBI's taxonomy places the organism in Eukaryota, Metazoa, Platyhelminthes, Trematoda, Strigeidida, Schistosomatidae. The transcript has a single exon.
AAACGAUAUAUGUAACACCAUAGAAUUUGGGAAACCGUACUUAUAUGCUGAUGAUCUCAAAAUAGUAUACAGCUAUAAGCCUGAGACACUAAGCGAAAGUGUAUCCCAGAUCCAAAAGGACCUCAAUAACUUAACUAUAUGGAGUGAAAAUGGCAAUUACCAUUUAACCUCAACAAGUGCGGGAUCAUGCACUUUGGAAAGCAUCCCUAUAAACCGCGACUUCACUUAAAUGAAUGUAUAGUCCAAACACUCGAAUCAGUACACGAUUUAGGAAUUAAUUACACAGGAAGCCUAAACUUUGAAGAACAUGCCUCCUCUAUUAUUUCUAAAUCUAGACGGCUAAUUGGCUUUAUAAUGAAAAACUUUUUCACAACAAAGGGUAAACUUACUCUCUACAAAAUAUGUGUACGACCCACCCUUGAAUACUGCUCUUUUGUCUUCUCUAAUAUGAAUAUCGCAGACAAGAUAAGAGUAGAAGAUGUUCAAAGACGUUUCGCACGUCAACUACUAGGAUGUAACUCGAAUCUCGAUUACACAGACAGAUGUAAGCAUCUAUCUUUAGAACCUUUAUGGCACCGUAGGCUAAAACACAAUUUAAUAUUUCUCUACAAAGCGAUAUAUGGGCUCUCCUUUCUAACCUCCUGCCCGACUAUCACCCACGACCCAGCCUAUAGACUUAGAAACAACGCAUAUACACUACUUACCGUAAAACACCAAAAACAAAUGCGUUGUAAGUUCUUUACAGUACGGUACAGUUUAUUGUGGAACAGGCUGCCAAUGCCUAUCCGUAACUGUGAUACGUUUACCAGAUUCAAAAAGCUAAUAACCCUAUUUCUAGACUCCAAAGAGCUUCAACAUUACCUUGAACUCCCGCCCACCGAUGAGGCACUUUAUUAUGGACCGCCUAGUAUCUAGAAAGAACAAAAUUCUAACAAGUUCGACUGUUACUAAUAUGAAUAUAACCAAAUCACAGGAUAUAUGGCUUAUCCUUUCCUAUUAUUUCCUAUUCAUUAUUCAUGACUUCAUGCUCCUAACCCUAGCUUUCAGUCCCCAAAUCUCUACAGGUUAAAUGUACAUUAUUCUUCCUAAAAGUCAUGCUUUUUUUUUCUACUGCAAGUAGACAGACAGCUCAAUCUUAUGGAUGCUGAUCUACUAAGGUCGAUCAUUCAAAGCUCAAAAUUUGGCCACAAAGUCUUGUGAGUUUCUCAAUGUCUUAUUUUUUUACCCUAAAGUCUUUUUCUUUUUUUCUACAAUUUUAUACCCUCUCAUAUCUUUUGAUUUACUAUUAAUCCUUACUUCUUUAAACCAUUAGUUAUUUUCAUAGCAGUGUGAUAUACUAUAUGGACGUCUAACCCAUAAAACAGAAUUUUUAAAUAUCUGAUUUGCUUGUAACAUGGACCUAGUAGAGACAGUGUAUUCCAACUAUGUACUUUGAUUAAAGCAUUAAUCAUACUUACCACAAACGUAGGAGAGCCUAACAUCACAAAAGGAGGGAGGGUGGCGUUACUGACCAGCAAACAUGAAGGUGGGGAGAUAACUUCAAUCCACCCAUGUCUGUAGGGCAGAACAUUUUGUUUAAUUACGGCUCCUUAUGGUUUAGUGGGAUGUCACGGACUUAAGGUAUUGAAGCUGAUUUAUCACGCAAAAUACCUCUUUAAAUCGUGUUACGAACGUUAAAUUGGUUUCACUUCCUACUCAGAAAUCCUAUUACAAGCAAACUAGACAAUUCGCUAAUAUACGAAGCCUACUCAAGACCCUAUAAAACCUUAAAAAAAACGAAAGGGGCUCUAAUAGCUUCGAUAAUAAAAGGAAGAUAGCCAGUUGUAUAUCACAAUACUGUUUCUAGCACUAUAUUUUAUUUUAUAAUCACACAUAAUCUUAUACUCUCAGCUCUUUCCGAAUCGCCUCCAUUUGUCAGUUGUAUGUCCACUCACACCUUGCUAAAGCUUAUUUUCUUUAACCUAUUAAAAUGCUCUUUCUUAACAAAUACCUUAAUAAAAGAAAAUUAGACUGAGUAAUCAUACCUUAAACAUUCCUACAUGAAUAUUGGCUACUCUGCCUCUCGUGUUUUCUCUUACUUCCUCCCUCUUUCAGCUCCCUUGAGAUAUGGAACAGGUUACUUCAUCCUGCACCAUCCUUAAAGCCUUGGAUAUCCCAAAGGGACAUAAGGUUGCGAUUUCUAGAAGCUCAUACCUUCAAUGGACCUAUUCUUGAUCGUCAGUCGCACAUUCGCAACGCAACUCUCGUGAAGCGCGCCAACUAUAGUACUGAUUAAAACAAUCUACAUUCAUGUCUUAUAAAUUUUCAACCCAGCUAUGUAAUUUAAUACAGUGUAUAUUGUAUCAUUUGUAUCAAUUUGAUCUUGCCUGUAAACUGGCAUGCCUCAUGUAACAAACUGUUAUUUGAGAAUAAAUUAUUAUUAUUAUUAUAAGUAAAGGUCUCGAAGCCCGAUUGUGGAGCGCUACGUUUCCUUUGGUGGCCGAAGGGUGAUAUCGAGAAGGAACCGGUGGAGUAUCAGAUGACAUCACAUCCCUUCGGGGCAAUAUCCUCACCCUUCUGUGCAAACUUUGCAUUGAUGAAGACGGCUCAAAGGUUCUCUAGUGACUAUGAUAACAGCGUAGGGGAAUCGGUACUGAACAACUUUUAUGUGGAUGAUUGCCUAGUAUCCUUUCCCAAUGAUGAAGAGGCGAAAAGUUUUGUGGUACAACUAAAUGAAUUGAUGGCUCGAGGAGGUUUCAAGUUGAAAAAAUGGGUGACUAACUCGGAAAUUGUAAGGAAAGUUUUUCCGCAAUCUAAUAGUAUGGAAGCUAUUGUUGAUAUGUCUCUGAAUCAAGGGCGGACACAUCGAGCCCUCGGGAUUGAAUGGGACACCACACACGAUGUUUUUAAUUUUCGUUUUGAUCCAGGAGAAAAAACUCCGACUAGGAGAGGAAUAAUAUCCACCAUUUCAUCUCUUUUCGAUCCACUGGGACUGAUAGCUCCAAUAUACCUUCCUGCCAAACAACUCUUACAGAAUCUUUGUAAAACGCGUAUCGGUUGGGACCAGCCUCCGAGUGAUAGUGUUAUGUCCUCGUGGAACGAAUGGGUCACGUUUGUGCGGAGGCACCAUCUGUAAACUAAUGAUCGUAGAAUGAAUAAAAUGGGAACAUUUCCUUCAGUUAAUUAUAAAACUAAAGAAAAUAGAUUUUACAAAACUGUGUAACUCGAAAACCAACCAGAGAGUCGUACAAUACACUAAUUUAAAUUUAUUAGGUUACAGAUACAUGUAUCAUCUGUGUAAAAAAACUUUGGUGUGAACCAAUAACAUCAGUCAAUCAGUCAGUCAGUCGGCUACAACGUAGGACCAGGCACAUAUAUGCAUCAAUCCAAGUUGCCAUACCGCAUUAGCACAGCAAGAUGAACACCGGAUUCAUAGGAGUAGUUAAGUCAAUAGUGGCAAUAUAUGAAAGAUUGCAUAUAAGGAUAUAGUACAGGAAGAAAGAUUUAGUACACAGAAAGGAAGAUAUGAAGCGAUUUUAAUCUCUUAGUUUAAGGGAAGACAGACAGUGUAUACACCGACGCCACUGUGAUCGAUUCUGAGCCAUCUCACCAAGAGUCUACAACCAUUGGUUACGAUAGUCACGUGGACCCUAACUGAGUAGUCUGCAUCUACCAACAUGGCUCAGACCAGAUGUUAGUGUCUUCAAGCACUAAUGCCACGUUUUGGUUUGGCCACCCCUAACUUUCUUCCAACCAUCCCCAACACCCGUUAGCAUUGCACGUCGUGGUAAUCGGUGUUCAGGCACACUCAACACGUAGCCCAACCAUCUCAGUCGAUGAAGACUCACAACCUCAUCAACUGAUUUACCAUACCCUAUCUAACCUCACUGUUACUUACCCGGUGAUACCAGCAGAUGCAAGCAAUAUUUCUAAGACAUCUGUUUACUUAUUUAUUUAUUUAAACAUAUAAACAUUAGUACAAGGAGGCACCAAGUAGAUAUGCGUCAUAAUGUCACACCAACAUCAAUGGUGGUCGGCGAAAAGUUUCACAACAGCGAUCAUAAAAUAAUCCUCUGCACCAUUCCGAUUCUUGCCAUAUGCAACAAAUUAAAGACAUUAAACACGCGAUUCCAAUAUAGAGACUAUGCAAACGCUGACUGCGAAAACUUUCGAUUUCUAAUAAAGCACUCUGACUGGGGCAGUUUCUUUACCAGUAAUAACCUCUUAGAAACAUUAGAAAUAUUCAAUAUCACCACCAAAUCUGC